Messenger RNA from Spirometra erinaceieuropaei, 2757 nucleotides. The record is from the annotation of a GenBank genome assembly. Lineage: Eukaryota; Metazoa; Platyhelminthes; Cestoda; Diphyllobothriidea; Diphyllobothriidae.
AUGGUUGCUGUUGAAGUGCAGUAUUUGUGUCGUAUUUGUCGCCUUCCUGAACACUAUGGUUUUCAGGCCACCACAAUCUUUGCGGCAGAAGAGGACAUCCAGGAAGGCCGGCUGGCUGUUUUCUUCCUCCUCCAUUGUAAAUUGAAUGUCCGGGAAGACGGCGUUGAGAUGUUCUUUGAAUGUCGGCACCUGAUCCAGUUCGAUGACGACGAAGGUGUCACCCACAUACCGAGCCCAGAAUUUCGGUCUGUGGUGUCAGAAAACCAGCGACUCCAGCCGUUGAAGGACCGCCUCGGCUAUGAGUCCCAAAAUCGGCGAACCCAUUGGCGUCACCUUCACCUGCUCGUAGAUUGUUCCGUCGAACGUAAAGUACGUAGUAAGACAGAACUUCAGGAGCUGGAUGAUUUGGGCGUGUCCGAGGCGAUUAUCCGUUUCGUCGUAUUUCUCUCGUAGGAGUAGUUCGAUGAUCUCGACUGCUGGGUCCUGCGGGAUAGAAGUAAACAAGGGAUGUGACAGCAGAGGACACCAUGAUGCCGCUUGGCAGGAGACUUACUCCUUUAAGUUUCUCUAAGAAUUGCGUUGACGAGCUGACUGUGGUGUUCGAAUCGGAGGUUAAAAAACUUGAGACGAUGGAAGAGCCACUUUGCCAGUCCGUAGGUUGGAGUGCCCUUAAGUGAUACGAUAGGCCGGAGAGGAGCGCCCUCUUUGUGCACUUUUGGGAGACCGUAGAAUCUGGCUAUGCCGUUUCUUGUGCUCUCGACAUCCGUCGAUCGAUUGGCGAUAUUGCACCUGAGUUCUCCAUUGCCAACAGCGUCGCGGUAAUCUCGCGUGUCAGCGUUUUCAUGGGGUUGAAUUCGCAUGGGACAUAGGACUGACGAUCCUCCAGCAAGCUUUUGACUUUUUGAUUGUAGUCUGUCUGUCUGGACAGGACAGACAGACUGGAGUCGUUUACCGGAUCUGGUGUAGUUGCGAACAAAGCAAUUAUGUCGGAAAAACUGGGAGAUUACUCCGUACGCCAAUUGCUGAGCACGCAGAAGCAGUGAGGCGGGGAGACGCUAACUCUCAGGUGGCGGCACGCUCGACGGGACCCGUCCAUAUAGUGUUAGGGGGUGCUCACCGAUCGUUCAUACGGAAUUCACUCGUUCCGUUGUGCCUUAAGGGCUCUCUCUCGAGCCAAACCAGCAGCCGCACAGCGGCGCAUGAUAUAGGCAGUAUGUUAUUAUCGACAAAGACAAGGGAGACUGGAAUGGUCAUUUCUGGCUUAUUAGCCAUCGUCAGCCAGCCAUACCCAAGCCCGAAUUGUGGAACACCCGAGCCUCGAACUCGCGACCUGUUGGUUUAGAAGUCAACGCCUCUACUCACAGAGGCUCGGGUGUUCCACACGUCGGGCUUGGGUAUGGCUGGCUGACGACGGCUAAUAAGCCAGAAAUGGCCAUUCCAGUCUCCCUUGUCUUUUUUCGGUAAUAGUAUUCUGCCUAUAUAUCAUGCGCCGCUGUGCGGCUGCUGUUUGGGCUCGAGAGAGAGCCCUUAAGGCACAACGGAACGAGUGAGUUUCGUAUCAACGAUCGGUGAGCGCCCCCUAACACUCUAUAUUCGCGAUCGAAAACCGACAGGGCAACGGGCUCGUGGCCCGGUGAGUAGAGGCGUUGACUUCUAAACCAACAGGUCGCGAGUUCGAGGCUCGGGUGUUCCACACUUCGGGCUUGGGUAUGGCUGGCUGACGACGGCUAAUAAGCCAGAAAUGGCCAUUCCAGUCUCCCUUGUCUUUGUCGGUAAUAUCAUUCUACCCGUCCAUAUUUUUAAACGUCAAGAGGCCGAAAUCCUCGCAAGGGGUAACAACCGCGUGAGCCGCGAGCUGCUCGAGUAAUGGUUCUCAUGCCCGCAAUCCAUCAACAAGCACAAUGACCUCCCGAUACCCUAUACCGUACUGCGAAUUUCCCUGGGCAGGAGAAUCAGUCACGUGGGGAAGGCGCGGGCGAGCAUUCAUCACUGUGACAGUGAGCCAGUUUGCCGAACAAUCGUCACACCAGCAUCCAGCACGGAUGACGAAAUCGCGGCAAUUAACGACUCGGACUCGGACUGACAAGCCAUCACCGCAUCAAUUACGGCCCCACCGGUGAUUGCGAGAACUGUUAACUGUAAUGCGCAUACGGUCCCGCGGCAGCCACGUGCUAUAUAUACUGCACUCCUGGUGCCACCAUCACCUUUAUCUGCGAAUGUUUCUGAGGAUGGAUUCGAUUGGGAAUCCGAAACGUCAGGCAAAUAAAUGUCCUGUUCCAGAGAUCGCAUCUUCAUCUUCCGAUGAUUCGAGGCCUCCUCCAAGAUUGUCACACGAAACUUCGCAAGUACCGUCAUAGGACUGACGAAGAAAUGACCAGAUGCUGUGAGUUCAUCGGUGAGAUCGGUACAAAUCCGCUCCUGCAGGGAUUGACUGAACAUGCCCGCGAACAGAGAGUGAUACGCGACGCAGCACUGGAGAACAAAUUCCGAAAGCUGUCCAAUCCAACAUCGCCCAGAAACGACAAACUGGAGCACAACAUGUCAAAGCAGCUGACGAAGGAUCAGAUGCAGGUUUUACGUCACGAAGCUGCAUUCAACACUGCUGACGCCAAACCUGUUAACACGAUUGCAGCAGUGAAUUCAGUCCUUAUUCAGACUGAGGCAACGGAGAAGACUAAGAGCCUCAUCCGACCCCAAAAUUUUGUCCUUCCUAAUGGCCCACAGACCGCGGGAAGUGCUUUCCAAGGUCGAACGUGA